This is a messenger RNA of Meriones unguiculatus (Mongolian gerbil), 6612 nucleotides long. RefSeq names its product solute carrier family 35 member E2B (gene Slc35e2b). Gene Ontology annotation, molecular function: antiporter activity. The record is from RefSeq and is a predicted model, not a curated record. The transcript is spliced from 11 exons. Gene Ontology annotation, cellular component: Golgi apparatus. Bases 761 to 1978 code for a protein of 405 amino acids. Lineage: Eukaryota; Metazoa; Chordata; Mammalia; Rodentia; Muridae.
CACGUCCGGCUCCCUCCCGCCCCCGGGUGUCCAGCUCGGAAAGCCUGAGCUGCGCUGCUGGCGGGCCGCCAGAGGCUGGCGGCGCUCGCCCUUGCUGCGGACCGCUCGCUGAGGCCGCUCCGCCCCGGGGCAGCGGCGGGCAGCUGGCUGGGCCGUCCGUGGGCGUGGGCGGCCCGCACCGCGUAAACUGCGUUGCAGCCGGCAGCUGAGGCGGGUCGGGCACCGGAUCGCCUCGCCCUGCAGGCAGCCCAGGGUUGGCACCGGCGCUCAGGUGGCCGACUUCCCGGGGCUGGACGCGCAGGGUGAGGGAAGACUCGUUUAUUGAGAACCCUGCACGGGAGUGGGAGCUGGGCUGGAGCCUGAGUGCUGCCUACAUCUGAUACUGUCUUCACUACUGAAUCUGGCUGCCACUAUCCACAGUAUUUACUGUUCGGUCUGUAGUUCCUGAGCCUUGAUUCUACAAGACCAACAGGGCUGUACUUUGUGCUUAGUGUGAGAGCCCUUCCAGCUUUCGCCCUGAAGCAGUUCUAGGUAAUCAUAUACUCUCUUCUGACUUCUGGAGGCGCCGGGCACACGCUUGGUUCACACCCGUUCAAUCAAGGCACUCUUACACAUAAAAAGAAGAGAAGAGAUGGGGAAGAGGCAUGCUGGGGUCCAUGUUUGGGCAGACCAGGACGGCUGCCUCCUCCUGCAGCUGUGUCCCGCUGUCUGGGCAGCUGGUUUGAUGCAUGUGGUCCAUCCUUGAGAGCAGCUCCUCAGCAUGCCAUCAUCCACAAAGCCCCAAUCGCCGGAAGAGACAGUACCUGGCUGCGAAGAAGAGCCGAAAGGAAACACACUUCUCACGUGGGGCUCCCUUUUCGGCCACCGGAGUGAGAAGAUUGUCUUUACCAAAGGUGAUGGCAGCCCAGAGGAGAGCCUGCUCACUGUCACCAUCACGGAAACUACUGUCAUUGAGUCGGACUUGGGUGUGUGGAGCUCAAGGGCUGUCAUCUACCUCACGCUCUGGUUCUUCUUCAGCUUCUGUACGCUGUUUCUCAACAAGUACAUCCUGUCCCUGUUGGAAGGAGAGCCCAGCAUGCUAGGUGCUGUGCAGAUGCUCUCAACGACAUUAAUUGGAUGUGUUAAGAUAUUUGUUCCUUGCUGUUUAUAUCAACACAAAACCCGGCUCUCUUAUCCACCCAAUUUCAUCAUGACGAUGCUCUUUGUGGGCCUCAUGAGGUUUGCAACAGUGGUUUUGGGGCUGGUCAGCCUAAAGAAUGUGGCAGUGUCCUUUGCUGAGACAGUGAAGAGCUCGGCUCCCAUUUUCACCGUUAUCAUGUCGCGGAUGAUCCUGGGGGAGUACACAGGGCUGCUGGUCAACCUGUCCCUCAUCCCAGUCAUGGCAGGGCUAGCCCUGUGCACCGCCACGGAGAGAAGCUUCAACAUCCUGGGGUUCUCAGCCGCACUGUCCACCAACAUUAUGGAUUGUUUGCAGAAUGUUUUUUCAAAAAAGCUUCUCAGUGGGGACAAAUACAGGUUCUCGGCCCCGGAGCUGCAGUUCUACACCAGUGCUGCUGCUGUGGCCUUGCUGAUUCCAGCAUGGACCUUCUUCAUGGAUGUCCCUGUGAUCGGUAGGAGCGGGAAGAGCUUCAGCUACAGCCAGGACAUUGUGCUGCUGCUGUUGACGGACGGAGCCUUGUUUCACCUUCAGAGUGUCACUGCAUAUGCCCUCAUGGGAAAGAUCUCCCCUGUGACUUUCAGCGUCGCCAGCACUGUGAAACACGCCUUGUCUAUCUGGCUCAGCAUCAUCGUUUUCGGCAACAAGAUCACCAGCCUGUCUGCCGUUGGCACCAUCCUUGUCAUAGUGGGUGUCUUCCUCUACAACAAGGCCAGGCAGUAUCAGCAGGAGACCAUGCGGAGUCUGGUCACAGCCACCAGCCGAGGCCCUGAGGAUGACACAGAGCCGCUGGCUCCCCAGGACUCUAGGCAGCACCACUGAGCUCCUGAGGCUGCGUUCCCUGGAUCCCAGCCUAGGCUAUCCUCUGGCACUGCAUGCUGGGAUAGAAAGGCGAACGGAGCAGGGCAGCAGUCUUGCUCCUCGCUGGACAUCAGAUGGGUAUUGAAAACUGGCCUCCACCUGACAGAGGGAUCAAACGACCCGCUGUGAGACAAGCACAGCCCCAGUACCAGCGUGAGUCGCUCUCUGCUUGAUGCCGUCCAGGAGACCUCAGCUUUUAUAUGCCCACCUCCAUGGCAGGCACGGAAGCCUCCUGGUCCUGACAGUCUCUGAAACAGAAGUUCCAGAUGCCAGUGAUUCCAGCAUGGAGCUACAAACCCCUGAGAAACCAGAGUGACAGACAGCAGAGGCCAGUGUCUCCUGCCACAGAGGGACAGGAUUUAUGUGAAGGGAAAGUCUCCUCUUCUUGGCCUGUGCUGCACUGGGCUACCCUGCUCCAGGGCUGCUGGCCCCACGUUUCUGCUGCCCAUGUGGUGGUUGCCCCACUCUGGGAAGGUCGGAGAAAUGUCUGAUUUGAACAGCUGCCCUGGAGUUCUUCUCCAUCUUGGGUAUGAUAAAUGUGAAGCUGUUCUGAAUGUCAGGGCCGACUACCCUGCGAAGGCUCCCUUCAGGAUGGACGAACGGGAAGUUUGGCAGAGCACUGGAGCUUACAAGGUUCUGCUGCAGUUAAAGUGACACUGCUUUUUAACAAAGCAGGCACCUGCCAAGGGUCCUGGGGUGCCUGCAGGUAAGGUGCAUCGAAGUUUACACACAAAACUGGCUCUUCCCCGGGAUCAUAUGAGGCAUGUCCUGAGCCACCAGGUGCCCAGAGCCUGUACCUCCUCACCAGGGUCACUAGUGCCAGAGCUCAAGGCAGAGGGAAGACAGUGGAGCCUUGGGCAUGAAAUGCUGAGGUUCUACAUUAGUCAUCAUUUUGUGAGUUGUGUAUGGGGUGCAACCUGUGGCCAGCCAGUCCUUAAGACUCACCAUUAACCCAAACUCUGAGACCUGUGAACUGUAGCCCCCAGCACUUCCUGUCCCAAGUCCCACUUCUACUCGCUGCACUUCUUCAGUGCCCUGGUGCUUUGCUAGUUUCCAGGUUCUCUUCUUAUCUGGGAAAUACAAAAAUAGCCCUUUGAAGAGAUAGAUUGAAGUGAAAAAGCAAUAAUUUUGUGUAAGUUUUAUUUACUUGAAAAAGUCAUCUGCCAUGAUGGAUCAAAAUUAGGCCUUUUAGUCUGCAGGCCACCUUUUAACAAGAUGAGCUGAGUGCUGGGCACAGGCUCGGUGCGUCCUCACUGUGUGUGUGAGCUCGCCCCACUAUGAAGACAUUGUAUCUGACUUUGCCCAGCUUUCUUGUUCCUUCCUCUUUGCUCUCCCCAAAAUAAAGAUCCAGUGGAGGGAGAUAAUGGCUGCUGGAUUAGUCUGUGCACUAGGCCUGUCUACUCACACUCUGGCUGUGGAGCUGCUGACACACACAGAGGAGCGCAUGCUUGGGUGCUGUAGGAAGAUCUCUGGCCUUCCCCCAGAACUUGUCUACGUGUGCUCAGAGCCUCAGAUGCCUGGCUUCUUUUACUUGGAAUUUCUGCCUGUAUCGCCUGUGUAACUAGGAAAUGGCCCAUUGUGAUGACACAACUCCCCACUUCACCAGCCUCAACAGCCCAUUUUGAUUUCCUAAGGUUAUGGAUUAGAAACGAAAACAAAGAUUUUCUUAAAACAACUUGCUGUAAAGCUGCUUUUGAGACUUGCCCUCAUCAUAGGAGGGAAGGGCGUGCAGUCUGCACUCAGGCCAGCACCAGGAUCCUGGCCAGCUUUCCAUCCCUUCUGCGUCAUUGCCACACCCAGCUACUUCCGCCAGCAUUUCCAGGACAGACCUGGAAUGGCCCUGCCUGGCCAUUUGUUAGGGCCAUCCCAUCACAGUAUUUUUACAUUAACUUUGUUAGUACUUUUACAGAAUACAGUGUUCUUCGUGGAUGGUUACUAACGUACAUGUGGAACUUCUGGGACCAGGUGUUGUUACUUGUCUGAGAUAAUUCCUCCUGAGCCCGUGUCAUCCUCUGGGCUGUUGUAAACAACGCUGGAUGGACCUUCUGAGCCAGCUGCCUGCUAAUUCACUAUACCUAAAGCUAAAAGAUAUACAAAGAUCAAAUUUCAAAAAUACUUCUAAGGGCUCUAGAGAUGGCUUAGUGGUUAAGAACUAGCUCUCUCACUAAGGACCCAAGUUCAGUUCCUAGAACUCCUGUAGGGUGUCUCACAGCUGCAUGUAACUACAGCUUUAGAGAUUUGGAUGCCUCUGGCUCCUCUGGGUGUACACAAACAGGGCCCAUGUAUGCACGCACACACACACAAUUUAAAAAUAAAUACAUUUUAAGACUUCGAUGGUUUGGAGUAUACCUUUGUGGUUCAUCACUGCCAUGCAUUGUGAGACCCUUGAGCUGAUCCCUGGCAGCACGCGUGGGAUAGAAGGAUGAAGGGGAGACAGUCAAACCCUCAAAUUUUCUACUACUAAAAGUCUUUUUAUGCUUUUAAUAAUUUAUUCAUAUUUUAUAUGCAUUGGUGUUUUGCCUGCAUGUCUGUCUGUGUGAAGGUGUUGGGUCCCCUGCUACUGGAGUUUUAGACAGCUGUAAGCUGCCAUGUGGGUUCUGGGAAUUGAAUUUGGGUCCUUUGGAAGAGCAGCCAGUGCUCUUAACAGCUGAGCCAUCUCACCAGCUCGUUUCGUUUGUUUUUAAAUUGGAGCAUGGUGGUAAUUACCUAUAAUCUUAGUACAUUGGAGGCAUUAGGCUAAAUAGUGAUUUUAAGGCCAGUUUGGGCUACUUAUUGAAACCAUGUUUUAAAAAAAAAAGUUUUUCUUGAAUAUCAACAUGAUAAUCUCUUGUUGGGCAGAGGUGGUUUACACAUUUAAUCCCAACACUCAGGAGGCAGAUGCAGGCAAAUCUCGAGUUCAAAGCCAGCCUGGUCUAUGUAGUGAGUUCCAGGACAGCCAGGGCUGUUACACAGAGAAACCCUGUCUUAAAAACAAAUGGGCUGGAGAGAUGGCUUAGAGGUUAAGAACACUCACUGUUCUUCCAGUAGGUCCUAAGUUCAAUUCCCAGUAACCACCUGGUGGCUCAUAACCAGCUAUAGUGAGAUCUGGUGCCUUCUUCUGGUGUGCCAGCAGAAUGCUGUGUAAGUAAUCUUUUAAAAAACAAACAAAGCAUUACAAUCUGUCUGCUGCCUAGGAAGUUGAGAGUACUCUUUCUUUUUUUGUUUGUUUUUUGUUUGUUUUUUUGAGACAGGGUUUCUCUGUGUAGCCCUUGCUGUCCUGGAACUCAUUCUGUAGACCAGACUGGCCUUGAAGUCCCAGAGAUCAACCUCCCUCUGCCUCUCAAGUGCUAUAAUCAGAGGUGUGGGCCCAAUGAGAAUUCUCUUAUGCAAUCCAAAAUGUGUUUCUAUCUUGAGAAAAAUUAAAAUGAUGAAUCAAACAAGAUUAACGACAAUAAAGCGCACAAGGGAAUAUGCCAAGUGAACUUUGUGUCUUUUAAACACCAUAAACACGUGGCUUUGUGGCCCUGCUCUCUGGACGGUCACUUUGCUCAGUGAGUACGGUGGAUGGUUCAGCACAACCUCUCACAUCCAUCCGAGCGAUGUCUUCUAGGACCUGCAGGCAUUCCAUUUCUUCCUUGGGAACGGGUAAACAAAGAUGUUGCUACAGAUGGGAAAGUGUGCCAGUUCUUCCUGAGGCUGUUUCCUUCUGUAACCCACACUGUCCCUGAAGUCCCUGAGCCCCUAGACCCUUGUGCUCCAGCCUUCUUAGUCCUGAAAUUACAAGCUUGCAUCGCCACUCCUGACCCCCUCAGUUCUCUUUCCUUGGUUGUUUCGUUGUGGUGGUAGGGAUAGAACUCAGGGCUUCAGGAAUUCGUGGCUGCUGUUUUUCUCUGAGCUAUGGCCGCCCAGCCUGUUUUCUUAGUUUAUAAAUGUCUUUACUCUCCACAUGAAUUAAAACAGAAACAUACUGAUUGUGGACAAACAGUACCCACCACAAAGCAGAGUGUAGUGGAUUUUAUCUUCAGUGUCUCUGGAGAAGUAUGGUUUCCUGUUGGUUUUGGGGCCUCUGAUUCUGAAUGUGGUGGCUGUUGGACCCUUGCUCACAUGUCCAAGUUUGCUUUUAAACCAAACCCAUUGGCAAAUUUUGUGUGGGGUGGUUUUCUUUUUGUUUGCUUGCUUGCUUGCUUCAUUUUAGUUUCCAUUUCUGGGACACAAACUGCAUAUUAAAUUCAUUUGUAAUGUCUGGAUUUGGGGAUAAUUGUGAGUCUGUAUUUGUUCAAGCAGUAUUGGUACUUUGAAAAAGGCAACAGUUUAGUGUAGUAAGUCCCACAUUAAAAAAAUAAUAAAAUGAAACUUGAUACUAUAUUAGUUGUCUACAUCAAAGCCACGUCAUAUUUGCUUUAUAACAGACAAUACUAGAAAGCUGAAAUGCAUCAUAGAAUGUCUAAUGUUUUGUAUUUCACUGUUUCAGCAUUAACACCCUCUAGAAGAGAAUUCUGUUAGAUAAUUCCAUGAUUCCUGUUAUAAAUUGGUAUUGUGUAAAAAACCCUGUGGAAACCUCUUUUUCUUCAAGCUGCCAAUGGUUCUUGUAUAAAUAUAUGUAACUGUUUUGUGUA